Molecule: messenger RNA, 2148 nt
Organism: Olea europaea var. sylvestris
Lineage: Eukaryota; Viridiplantae; Streptophyta; Magnoliopsida; Lamiales; Oleaceae
Exons: 2
Coding region: 1356-1970 (204 amino acids)
Cellular component (GO): mitochondrion; nucleoplasm
Molecular function (GO): cadherin binding
Source: RefSeq, a predicted model, not a curated record
UUUUCUUAUUUUUUAACCACAUUCUCCAUUAUAAUACUAUUUCAAAAUACAUUUUUUGAUAAAAAAAACCCCUGAAUAUAUAGUUGAAGCACGUUGAAGAUGUCAUUUCUUGAGGUUUAAGACAGGUCUUUGUUGAUCUCUUUGGCCUGGCUGAUUUCCUAGUGGAUUCUUGUUUUGUGGUUUUGUGAAGAAAAUUAAUAAAAUUGGUCGUACCAUUGACCAAAGCUGCCUCAAUAUUUAUUGAAACUGUAAGCAAAAAAAAAGUUCCAAUCUUAAACAAUUGGGAUUGACAUCUCACUUGGGGAUGGUAUCCCUUAGCGUUAAUGAUCCUUCGUAAUCAACCAGAUUGACUGUAUAGUGAAUGGAAAUCUUUCUCAAAGAAUAUUUAUUCAGUUUGUGUCAUGUUUACAUUUAGCUUACAAUUAAUAAUACUUUUCUACUAUUCUUUUCACCUAACACGACGAAUUUCUAGGAAAUAGCUGUUUCUCUGUCAUUUUGUUGCAAACUCUGUAAUCCCAAACCGCAUGCCCUGUUGCCUUGCCUCUCUAAUUUCUUUUUCAUUUUUUAAACAGCUUUUUAUAUAUCCCGAAAUUCACGCUGUGGUUUAUUCAACUUAGUUUUCUAAAGAAAAAUGUUACGAUUCAGGUUUUACUUUUUUAUCAUGACUUAUUUGUAUAAUGUAAAAUUGAUAGAAUUUUAAUGUUAAUCCUAGAGAAAAGGCUCACAUUAAACCCCAUGGACUUGAGUCAACGAAAUAACAUUUCAGCUACUCUGGUUUAAGUUUGGAAAUAACCUUCUAAAGGAGCUGAGUGGAAGAAUGAUAUCCAUAUAGCCAACUCCAUCCAAGUACAUGCGGCUUUUUUUCAUUUAACUUCUAUAUUUUCUUUGGUCACAAGGCUUUUGAAACUUGUCAUCUACCAUGGAUUCUAUUUUUAAUGCUAUUCUCGAAAAUGGAUACAAGGAUUGUGGAGCCUGUCACUGCAUAAGUCAAUAUGUUUAAAAGUACGUUCUUUUAUUCUAACAGCAAUAUGCCAUUUGCUUGGUUAUAAAUCUGUUAUAACGAAAGGACUGAAGUACUCUUAGUUAUUAACGUGGAAACUGCAACAGUUCACUUGACAUUCUUCUCAACAGGAUUAAGUGAAGGAAGUUUCUGCUCUUGUUAUAUUGAUGAUCCCAUUGUAAUCUACUAUUCAGCAGUUUCAAAACUGAAUUUUUUGGAUCAGGAUUCCGUUAGAGGUAUGCAUUGAAAGCAUAAGCAUGUAUGUUUAGUGCCUUUUCGACCUUGGAGGUUAGUUUGUCAUUCAUUUGAGUUAUGCACCAAGGAAAAAUGAUAAUGACUGAGCAUUGCUUACUUAAUGUUGUUCUGUAUUCUACUUAAAACAGUACAUAAUUUGUUCUGGUUUUAUACUCCUGUUCUCCUUAUCUACGUCGUCUUCAUUGGAUCAGUAACUAUGUCCUAUUUAACAUUCUUACUCUUUUCCAGGCGUCAACAGGAGGCAGAAUUAAAAUUAAUAGAAGAAGAAACUGCAAAGAGAGUAGAAGCAGCAAUUCAGAAGCAAGUUGAGGAGAGCUUGAAUUGUGAGGAGAUAGAGCUUGAAAUACAUAAGCGUCUAGAGGAAGGUAGGAAGAAACUUGUUGCUGAAGUUGCAGCCCAAAUUGAAAAAGAAAAGGAAGCUGCUCAUGUCGAAGCUCGGCGGAGAGAGGAACAAGCACGGAGAGAGAAAGAAGAGCUGGAAAGGCUACUUGAAGAGAACAGAAGAAAAAUGGAAGAAGCUCAAAGAAGAGAAGCUUUAGAACAGCAAAGAAGGGAGGAGGAACGCUAUAGAGAACUGGAGGAGCUGCAAAGACAAAAAGAAGAGGCAAUGCGAAGGAAAAAACAACAAGAGGAGGAAGAACGCUCAAAACAAAUGAAAGUAUUAGGCAAGAACAAAUCCCGGCCUAAGGUGUCAUUUGCCCUAGGUUUCAAAUGAUUAUUUACCGCUUCUUUAUUCUGUUUUUCUUCUGUCACUUACUGCGUGCUUGUUUUGUAUAUUCUGGAAAUAAUUCUAUGCUUAAAAACUUGUUAAUGGUGAUCUCAUAUCAUUUGUUAUUUAUCCAACUCGCUCUCGUCUUCUAGAGCUCUAAUAUAUGGCAAUCUUUAUGAGCCCA